This is a messenger RNA of Schistosoma haematobium, 2034 nucleotides long. RefSeq lists its product as uncharacterized. The transcript has 2 exons. The record is from RefSeq and is a predicted model, not a curated record. NCBI's taxonomy places the organism in Eukaryota, Metazoa, Platyhelminthes, Trematoda, Strigeidida, Schistosomatidae. The coding region runs from base 812 to 1468 and encodes 218 amino acids.
CUAAUCAUAUGCUUUCUACACUUCUGAGAUACUCUAAGUAAAUUUUGGCUAGUUUAACAUAAGAAUUAUUAUUUCAUGUUUAAAUUGAACAUUUUGAGCAAUUUUUAUACAAUCGAGCCACAUGAUACAAGAUUGUUGCGCAAAAUUAAUCUGAAUGUAUUUUUUGGCAUGAAUUGAUGUUAUCUUUAAAAAAAAAUGAACCAUUGUAAACGAUAAUGUAUUUGUUAUAUUUGUAAUUUUAAUUUACAUGAGAAGCUAUAACGAAGUUUUAUAAUAAGACAAGGUUAAAAAAGUAAUUGCUUAAUAAUAAUAACUAAUGUUUUGGUUUUCAACAGUUUCCUAGAUUUUGAUUUUAUUUCAUAACAAAAACUACUUCAAAAUUGUGCAACAUUUUUACUUAAUGAUCAUUUUAACAUGGUGGAGAAGAUUUGUAGCUCAGGUGGAUGAUUUGGGUGGAGUUUUGUUUUCUGAGCUGGGUGGUUUGGUCGUGGAGCUUUCGUCGUUCUUCUGAACGACAUCGUCAGCAGAAACUUCAGAUAGAAGUGAAGUGUUCGAAUUUCUCCCAAGAGCUCACAAAAUCAACUGCGUACACAAUUUGUUCAAGAGGGCGAGGACACACUGCAGCACACUGGCAGCACGAAAGAAUGAAGAGAAAUACCUGAAGGACAUAUUUCAAAAGAACGGCUACCCAAUCAACUUCAUCAAAAAGCACCAACGGCACACAGCAUCAGAACCCAAAUCAAGCACAAAAAUCAACAAAAGGAUCACCCUACCGUACAUACAAGGAAUAUCAGAAACCGCAACGAGACUGAUGAAAACCUUCGGGAUAGGUGUAGCACACAAACCAACAAAAUCACUACAAUCAAUCCUAUGCAAACCAAAAGAUGAAAUAACAAAGGAAAACAAAUCAAACAUCAUCUACAAAAUAAAUUGUACCAACUGUGACAAACACUACAUCGGACAAAGCGGACGCCCCCUCCACCUACGCCUACAUGAACAUCAAUUAGCAGUCAAACGCCAUGAUAUCUCUUCACUUAUAUCAAUACACGUGGAUAACUACGGACACUCAUUCGAUUGGGAAAAUGUAGAAAUCUUAGACAGAGGAAACUCCAAAAACACCAGAGAAUUUUUAGAAGCUUGGCACUCAGGUCAAUCAGCAAUCAACAAACAUAUUGAAAUCAAUCCAAUUUAUCAACCAAUCAGGAAAAUCAUGCAUAAAUAUAGGAACAAAAAUCAAACCAAUGGGAGACAUAACCAAAACAAAGAAGUAAACAAUGAUAAAUUUAAGGUCAACAAGAACCAAUCAACAUCGAGGUGCACAGAACAAGCUGUGAAACACAUAUGGAGAAAUUCGAACACUUCACUUCUAUCUGAAGUUUGUGCUGAUGAUGUCGUUCAGAAGAACGAUGAAAGCUCCACGACCAAACCAUCCAGCUCAGAGAACAAAACUCCACCAAGAUCAUUUUAACAUUAACUAUAUAUUAAUGCAUAGUGAACAAAUUUGAAUAAUUAAUUAACCACGACGAAAAAGUUUGAUUACAUACAAUGAAUAAGCAAUUGAAUUAUAACACAAUUACAAAAUUAUUUUUACCAGUUAACAAUCAAAUGAUACACAUUAGUACAAUGAAUACAUAAAACAAGAUAUAUAUUUGAAAUCAGUCAUAAAUUCUACAUAAUAUUUAUUUCGAAGUAAUCACUACAAAAAUAUGUUUAAUACAAAUUACAUCUUAUGAGUGAUAUGAACUAAAUGUAGAACCAGUAAGAAAUAAAUCCCCGGUUCGUUCCCGGGUUCCGGAACCAGCCCCCAAAUGCCCCGGUACGUUUGAAGGCGGGGAGAGUCAACUCUCCGUCUCGAAACGCUCUCACAUAGCCACGCGUAUACAGCCACUGCCAGGGACGUCUUACUGCCUUCUCGGGAAGGGGGUGGUGUCUACGAAAUUGAGAGGACGAAAAGCGAAUGUCCGGAGUAUACUUACAACUUUAAUAAAAGAAUAGACAGAACUCUUAUGAUAACAUUCACCUUAUGACUGCUAU